Messenger RNA from Cinara cedri, 13241 nucleotides. NCBI's taxonomy places the organism in Eukaryota, Metazoa, Arthropoda, Insecta, Hemiptera, Aphididae. The record is from the annotation of a GenBank genome assembly.
CCGCGGGCCUACCGGUAUCCGGCUGUUGUCCGAUCGAUGGGACGAUGACUGGCUUAUGUUAGUUACGGUUCGUCGGUCCUAACAGUGUAAACUCUCAUUACGUUCAUCUAUAUAAUUUCAUCCAUCCCUCCAUGAUUUGUGAAUUUUAGUGCACUACUACUGCUGCAGUGUACGUUUUACGUUUGUCUAUUGUUUGACUAACUUGUCUGUGUGAAUUUGCUAAUAUAUCAUCUUCAACGACUUCUACUUCUGUUAUAACACUCGCCAUGGAUUCCGAAAUUACAAAUAAUGGCGGUGAUGUUGGAAAACUGUCAAAGGACGAACUCAAAGUGUACGAUCGGCAAAUACGUCUAUGGGGCCACGAUGGACAGAAGAAGUAUUAUUUAAAAUAAUUACNCGUGUUUUAAUAUUAGGUUGAGUUCAUGGAAUGUUCUUCUGAUCGGAAUGCAAGGUUUAGGUGCGGAAAUUGCUAAAAAUUUGAUAUUGAGUGGCGUACAUUCUAUAACUCUUAAGGAUGACACAAAUAUUUCCAUUUUGGACCGCUGUUCGCAAUUUCUCAUCCCUCCGGACAGCGAAGAGCGUAAUGUAAGUACUUAUUUGCAAAAUUGAACUUGCAGUACCGUUGUACCGAUUAUAACUAAUUGGUUCGUUGUGUAAUUUCCAAUUGGAACUAGUCUAGUAUACCUGUGUACAUAAAAACUUGUAUUAAACAUAAUAAUAAUAAUAAUAUUUGACAAUUGUUUGCCAAAUUAUUUAUUAACAUAAACACAUUUCCUAAAUAGUUGGAUGCGUGUUGUUUUUAGCGUUUAUAUUGAUGUUAAUAUUUAAUUGACAUGUCAUUAUGAAACAAUUUAUUUAAUAUUAACUAUUAGUUCUGAUUAGGUAUUUGAAAAUUAUGUACUAAUUUAAAGAAUGGUGAGACCAAUUAUGUAGGUAAAACUAACAUUGGAUUAGCACAAUUAGCAACUAUUAUUUUAAUUUUUCUGUAAUGUUUUUUACUUUUGUAGGUAUGACAUUCCGUAAUUUAUAUCCAGCUUAUAUAUAUACCUAGGUCGUACACUUAUAAGUAUUUGUCGUUUAUCAGUUGAUCACAUUUGUUUAUAUGAUGUAUUAGAUCAUAUUUAUUUGCAUAUAGCCAUGAUAUAAUAAUUAUAAUAUUUUUUUAAUUGUAGCGAGCCAAAGCAAGUUUGGCGAAUGCUCAGAAAUUAAAUCCAAACGUGACAGUAACGGCCGAUAUCAAAUCCAUUGAAGAGGAAGAGGAAGAUUUUGUCUCAAAAUUUGAUGUCGUCAUUGCCACUGAGUGUUUUCCUGCAAUUUAUAGGAAAAUCAAUGAGAAUUGCAGAAAACAUAAAGUAAACUUGUAUAUUGCGGAUGUUUUUGGUUUUUUUGGCUAUUUUGUCCAGGACGUGUAAGUAAAAAUGUGAUUUAUUUACAAUACGUAAAAUUUAUAAUUUUAUUUUUUUAGCACUUUUGAACACAAUUUGUAUCAUGAGAUUUUUCCUAACUAUGAUCAACGUAGUAAUGUUUCAGAAAACCGCCCGUUGCCAUAUUAUUUAACAUCGGGUAUGUAUCAUUGAUUUUGUACAAGGAAAUGAUAAGGUAAGAGUACUAUUGAUUUUUCAAAUUGUUUAGCCUUAUUGAGAUUUCAAUGCGAAUCAAAUCGAAAGCCUGUCCCAGACAACUGCGAGGAAGACAUUGCAGAGCUUAAGUCUAUAAUUUCAUCUUUUGAACAUAUAACUGAUAUAGAGGCAUACGAUGAGUAUUUGGGGUGAUUAUUAUUAUAAAUUAAUCUUUAAAUUUAACAUUUAUAUUAAUAAUAAUAUGUUUAUUUCAGUGAACUGUUUUGCGAAAUGAGUCCAACGACUUCGAUUAUCGGUGCGGCUGUAGCUCAGGCAGCAAUGAAUACUAUUAUGGACAGGACAAUUGACAAUUUCAAUGUGUUCUUUUAUGACCAUGUGGAACACAGAGGACAAUAUUUUAAGUUGUAAAACAUAAUGAGAUGAAAUCUGGCCNAUAAUUAUUUUAAAAUAAUAAUAUUGAAUGUAAUUUAUAAUAAAUAAAAUGAUUAUAAUAAAAAAAUGGUUCUCCUAAUUAGCAAGAAUGACAUAGUAUGGUAUUAAAAUUAUUAGGUAUACAUGACAAAUUAGUAUUGCAUUACUUCAAUCAAACUAAAAAAUAUUUUUACACAUAAAACAGACUUAACAUUAUUAAUUUUUGAAAUGAAUUUGUUUUGUUAUUGUUAUCUAUUGAAGUGAUGUUAUCUUACUGUUGUGUAUAUUUUUAAAAAUAAACAUACAAGUUGAGGUUUAUGACCUUUCAAAGGUGAUUGAUUUAGAAUGUGGUGUGGUGUAACGGUGAAUAGUUUGUUUAUUUUGAGAUGAGCUAAAGAUUUUAUUGUUAGGAAUUUAAUAUUAUAUUUCAUUGUUUUGAUGCCUAUUUGUUCUAUAUUACUUUGAAAUAUAGUUUCUGUUAAUUUACAAAUAUUAACCACAUCUUGUGACGGUUUUGUUAAGCUUCCUUUUGUUUUUUAUAGACAGUAAUGAUGUAGGUUACUGAUCAAUAAUUUCCGAAUCAAUAAUUACUAAAACACUUUAAUAAUAUUUAAAAAAUUUAAUUUAAUAAUACUUUAAUACUUAAAAAAAUUAUUUGUUUUAAAAAGUUAUAUCAAAACAAGGGAAAUAUGUAUUUAUUAUUUUUAAAUAUAAUUAAUAUUUAAAAACUAAUUUCACAUAAACAUUACGCUAGGAACAGUUCUCUUUGAAAAAAAAAAAGUAUGUUUUCCGCAUUGCGUGUGCAAUAGAUAAAUGUUUCAUUCAAAUCAAUAAUGAUUAAUUUGGUCAAUAUCCUAUAUACAUAAUAAUAUUUGUUUGUGUUAUUCAAAUAUUAUAUAUCUACCAAUAAUAUAACAUUACAAUUUUUAUUGGUAAUAAAUUUAUUUCUAUAUAUAAAUAUACCUUUAUAUAUAUAUAUUAAAAUUAAUCGAUCCAGUAGAAUUCAAAAUCUCUUAUUAAUCACUUUAGAUAAAAUUUGAUAACAUAUUCUAAAAGAUCGUUUAAGGUUUAGUAGAAGUAGAUGAAAACAGAAUUGAGCUACGAUGAUUUCAGGCUGAGAUAUUCAAACUGAAAAAUUCUCAAAAUUGAAUUAUCCAAAAAUCGAUUUUUAGUAUGUAUUGUAAAUAAGUUCAAAAAUAACAUCGGUUUUUGUUUUACAUUCUUCUGAUUAUUAUUGAAUAAGUUAGAGCAUUUCAAAAAUUUCCCCUUCCUAUGUAUAUAUUAUUUAUAAAAUCUAUCAUUAUAUUGAAAUAAUAUUAAAUUUAUAUAACUUAAAUGGACUAAUUUCAUUGUGCUUUAAUAUCCCAGUGUUCUGGGCUAUUGGUGAAUACUUCAAUUAUAAUUCAAUAGAUUCCAGGUUCAAACUGUAAUAUAGGCUAUAAAAAUGUGUAAAAAAAAUUUCAGCCACUGGCGUGACGUAAUAUCCGUAAGCUGAAAACAUUGUGUAAUACCAUAUCUGUUAUAUGAUUGUGACGAUUUGAUAAGUUAGUAGCUUAUCCGUGGUAAUAAACUCAUGCGCAACCAGAAUUCAAAAUUAGUGCGAUUACAUGAUGGAUAAAUAGAUCAGAACAUUAGGAUAAUAGUUAACCCAAUCCAAUGAUGUAUGAAAAAUAAUAUAUGAAAAAACAAAUAAAAAUUGGUGGUCACCGUGUAUGUGAAUGGAUUGGGAAAACUAUUGCAAAUUUUUUCCAUAUAUUUUAAUUCAAAUUUUUUUAUUUUCCAUUUUUCUUUUAAAAAAAAUUGUUUGAACCUUAGUUAAAAGAAAUAUUUUCUAUAUUAAAUGGAAAACUUUUAAAUUCAAUUGAAUAGCGUCACCUUUAAUUAUAAAUUCAUUAAAUUAAAUGAUUUAGAAACUAAUCAGCAAUAUUUAUGCAAAUAUUUUAGUAUUGAUAAAACAGGAUAUGGUGAUAAUUUAAGUGUUAUUUUAGAUGAUAAAUUCAAAUUAUUUUUAUCUGAUAGAUUUUUAAAUAAUUUUUCUCAUAGAGAAAUUGAAACAAUCAAUAAAAACACACAAGAGCAAAUCUUUUUGGUUUUUAAAGGUGUAAAACAACAAAAUAUAUUAUUUAAUUGAAUUUGAAUAAAGAGAACUAUUCAAAUCUUUUAAUUUGAUUUAAACUGAAAAAUAUUAUUUAUAAUAAAUAAGAAUAAUAAAAAUAUAAAACGGAUUCAUAAGGUUAGAAAAUCCUAUAUUUGGAGAAAAUGUAUUUAUUGGUGUUUUAGGUUUAAAUAUUACAUCAAAUUUAUUAAAAAUUGAAACAGAUUGUUUAUUAAAAAUUGAUGGAAACAUAAUUGAACUAAAAACAGGAAAAUAUAGUAUAGAUGAAUUAAAUAAAAUUGUUAAAUCUUUAAUAAUUUAUGUAGAAGGAGACAAUAUUAAUAUCAAAUCUUAUGUGUUUUUUUAAUUUAGAUAAAAAGUAUAAUAAAAUUUAAUAUUUAUCUUGAACAUGGUUUAUAUUAUACAUUUAUAACAGUAAUACUUGAAAAAGGAUUAUUAAAAAUAUCAUCCCCCUUUAAUAUAUGUCCUGAUUCGUAUUUAUCCAAUUGUUUAGGUUUUGAAUAUAAAGAUGUUGAAUCACUUAGAGGAGAAAAAUAUUCAAAAAUAUUAGGGUCUAAAUGGUCUUCUCAAAAAGAUGUUGAGAAAGGAGAAUGAUUUUUUACUUCAACUUCUGUAGGAACCUCUAACUUAAAUGAAAAAAAAAUAUUUAAGUAACAUAGAAGGAAAUACAUAUUUUGAUAAUGGUGUAAUUACAAAAAUUUCUAGAUUGAGUUAUACUUUGAUUAAAUAGAUUUUAUUUUAAAAAUGAAUCUGAAAGUUUCCGAUAAUGAUUUAAUUGAAAUUAAAAAUUAUGAAAAUAAUUUUGCUCUUUGUUUACAUGCAUAAAAUAAAACAAAUAAAUUAAAAAAUAAUUAAUAAUUAUAAAAAAAUCAAAUGUUACAUAAACAUUGCACUAGGAACUAGUUCUCUUUAACAAAAAUAAAUAAUAUAAUAUAUUACGCAUCACGCGUGAAAUAGAUUAUAUCUCAAAAAUAAUUUAUAUUAAAAUUAUCAUUCUUUUUUAUUAUUUGUUUUUAUUAAAUUAUCAAGGUAUUCUCUGAAAUUUUCUCUUUCUAUUUUUGUUGAAUAAAGUCCCAAAACUAAAGUAUUCAUACAAUUUUCUAGAAUAUAUCUUUUAUCAUUGUAUGCACUGAGAUCUUUUUUGUUUUGUUCAACAGUAUAUAUUUCAUGUUUAUCUGUUCUAAAAGUGUUCUGUUUUUUAUAUCUGUAUAAAAAUCAUCAAUAGUUAUUUCUACUAUUAAAGAAUCUGUGUCUGUGUAUAAUCUGAUAUUUUUUUCAAUAUGUUAUAAUAGGAAUCAUACAUUCGAGUUUUAGAUAAAUCUAAAAUACAUAUUCCUAAAUAAAUCGGUUGUUUUAAUUCAACCAUAGUUUUUUUCAUAUGUACAGCUACUAAUUUUUCUGUAAAAAUAGUUGCUCGAUCAAAAUUUGGUUAAGCAACCCAUUUUUCGAUUUUUUUUCAUCGUUAAUUAAUUUUAUAUAUUUAUGAUUCCUUGUGUUCAUCAUAGUCCUACCAAAUACACUGCUGUUCAUUAAUUUAUAAUGAUCUUUGUCAAAUUAAUUAUCUGCUUUGCACGAAAAUUUAUGUUAAAUUCUAUAUAUGGUUUCAACCAAUCUUUUUGAUUAUUACCCUAUGUAUUUUUUCUAAUUUUAAACCUAAAAUUAAAGCCUAAGAUUAAUAUAAUGUAGAAUAUAUUUUUUCUUAACAUAUAGAGUUUUUGUUAUUUUGGUAAUUCAUUAUUAUCAAAUACAUUUUCAGUGGAUAAUCAGAAUGAAGAUAGUGAAGCUCUUCAGGAUAUUUCAAAUCUACUUCGAACAUGUUAGCCCUUUUCCUAGUCAUCUUUCAUUCUUAAAAUUUUUUUUUAUUUAAUAUAAGAAUCCAAAGUAUGUAAAACAGAACACUUUUAGAACAGAUAAACAUGAAAUAUAUACUGUUGAACAAAACAAAAAAGCUCUCAGUGCAUACAAUGAUAAAAGAUAUAUUCUAGAAAAUUGUAUGAAUACUUUAGUUUUGGGACUUUAUUCAACAAAAAUAGAAAGAGAAAAUUUCAGAGAAUACCUUGAUAAUUUAAUAAAAACAAAUAAUAAAAAAGAAUGAUAAUUUUAAUAUAAAUUAUUUUUGAGAUAUAAUCUAUUUCACGCGUGAUGCGUAAUAUAUUAUAUUAUUUAUUUUUGUUAAAGAGAACUAGUUCCUAGUGCAAUGUUUAUGUAACAUUUGAUUUUUUUAUAAUUAUUAAUUAUUUUUUAAUUUAUUUGUUUUAUUUUAUGCAUGUAAACAAAGAGCAAAAUUAUUUUCAUAAUUUUUAAUUUCAAUUAAAUCAUUAUCGGAAACUUUCAGAUUCAUUUUUAAAAUAAAAUCUAUUUAAUCAAAGUAUAACUCAAUCUAGAAAUUUUUGUAAUUACACCAUUAUCAAAAUAUGUAUUUCCUUCUAUGUUACUUAAAUAUUUUUUUUUCAUUUAAGUUAGAGGUUCCUACAGAAGUUGAAGUAAAAAAUCAUUCUCCUUUCUCAACAUCUUUUUGAGAAGACCAUUUAGACCCUAAUAUUUUUGAAUAUUUUUCUCCUCUAAGUGAUUCAACAUCUUUAUAUUCAAAACCUAAACAAUUGGAUAAAUACGAAUCAGGACAUAUAUUAAAGGGGGAUGAUAUUUUUAAUAAUCCUUUUUCAAGUAUUACUGUUAUAAAUGUAUAAUAUAAACCAUGUUCAAGAUAAAUAUUAAAUUUUAUUAUACUUUUUAUCUAAAUUAAAAAAACACAUAAGAUUUGAUAUUAAUAUUGUCUCCUUCUACAUAAAUUAUUAAAGAUUUAACAAUUUUAUUUAAUUCAUCUAUACUAUAUUUUCCUGUUUUUAGUUCAAUUAUGUUUCCAUCAAUUUUUAAUAAACAAUCUGUUUCAAUUUUUAAUAAAUUUGAUGUAAUAUUUAAACCUAAAACACCAAUAAAUACAUUUUCUCCAAAUAUAGGAUUUUCUAACCUUAUGAAUCCGUUUUAUAUUUUUAUUAUUCUUAUUUAUUAUAAAUAAUAUUUUUCAGUUUAAAUCAAAUUAAAAGAUUUGAAUAGUUCUCUUUAUUCAAAUUCAAUUAAAUAAUAUAUUUUGUUGUUUUACACCUUUAAAAACCAAAAAGAUUUGCUCUUGUGUGUUUUUAUUGAUUGUUUCAAUUUCUCUAUGAGAAAAAUUAUUUAAAAAUCUAUCAGAUAAAAAUAAUUUGAAUUUAUCAUCUAAAAUAACACUUAAAUUAUCACCAUAUCCUGUUUUAUCAAUACUAAAAUAUUUGCAUAAAUAUUGCUGAUUAGUUUCUAAAUCAUUUAAUUUAAUGAAUUUAUAAUUAAAGGUGACGCUAUUCAAUUGAAUUUAAAAGUUUUCCAUUUAAUAUAGAAAAUAUUUCUUUUAACUAAGGUUCAAACAAUUUUUUUUAAAAGAAAAAUGGAAAAUAAAAAAAUUUGAAUUAAAAUAUAUGGAAAAAAUUUGCAAUAGUUUUCCCAAUCCAUUCACAUACACGGUGACCACCAAUUUUUAUUUGUUUUUUCAUAUAUUAUUUUUCAUACAUCAUUGGAUUGGGUUAACUAUUAUCCUAAUGUUCUGAUCUAUUUAUCCAUCAUGUAAUCGCACUAAUUUUGAAUUCUGGUUGCGCAUGAGUUUAUUACCACGGAUAAGCUACUAACUUAUCAAAUCGUCACAAUCAUAUAACAGAUAUGGUAUUACACAAUGUUUUCAGCUUACGGAUAUUACGUCACGCCAGUGGCUGAAAUUUUUUUUACACAUUUUUAUAGCCUAUAUUACAGUUUGAACCUGGAAUCUAUUGAAUUAUAAUUGAAGUAUUCACCAAUAGCCCAGAACACUGGGAUAUUAAAGCACAAUGAAAUUAGUCCAUUUAAGUUAUAUAAAUUUAAUAUUAUUUCAAUAUAAUGAUAGAUUUUAUAAAUAAUAUAUACAUAGGAAGGGGAAAUUUUUGAAAUGCUCUAACUUAUUCAAUAAUAAUCAGAAGAAUGUAAAACAAAAACCGAUGUUAUUUUUGAACUUAUUUACAAUACAUACUAAAAAUCGAUUUUUGGAUAAUUCAAUUUUGAGAAUUUUUCAGUUUGAAUAUCUCAGCCUGAAAUCAUCGUAGCUCAAUUCUGUUUUCAUCUACUUCUACUAAACCUUAAACGAUCUUUUAGAAUAUGUUAUCAAAUUUUAUCUAAAGUGAUUAAUAAGAGAUUUUGAAUUCUACUGGAUCGAUUAAUUUUAAUAUAUAUAUAUAAAGGUAUAUUUAUAUAUAGAAAUAAAUUUAUUACCAAUAAAAAUUGUAAUGUUAUAUUAUUGGUAGAUAUAUAAUAUUUGAAUAACACAAACAAAUAUUAUUAUGUAUAUAGGAUAUUGACCAAAUUAAUCAUUAUUGAUUUGAAUGAAACAUUUAUCUAUUGCACACGCAAUGCGGAAAACAUACUUUUUUUUUUUCAAAGAGAACUGUUCCUAGCGUAAUGUUUAUGUGAAAUUAGUUUUUAAAUAUUAAUUAUAUUUAAAAAUAAUAAAUACAUAUUUCCCUUGUUUUGAUAUAACUUUUUAAAACAAAUAAUUUUUUUAAGUAUUAAAGUAUUAUUAAAUUAAAUUUUUUAAAUAUUAUUAAAGUGUUUUAGUAAUUAUUGAUUCGGAAAUUAUUGAUCAGUAACCUACAUCAUUACUGUCUAUAAAAAACAAAAGGAAGCUUAACAAAACCGUCACAAGAUGUGGUUAAUAUUUGUAAAUUAACAGAAACUAUAUUUCAAAGUAAUAUAGAACAAAUAGGCAUCAAAACAAUGAAAUAUAAGUUGAAUAACACAAACAAAUAUUACUAUGUAUAUAGGAUAUUGACCAAAUUAAUCAUUAUUGAUUUGAAUGAAACAUUUAUCUAUUGCAUAAGUGAUGGGUGUUAAAACAAUUUUAUUGAAUGUAUUUUAUAAUAAAUUAAACAGUUAUAUUAAUUAAAUAGUUCUCUUUAUUAGCAAGAAAGACAUAAUAUGGUAUUAAAAUUAUUAAGUAUAAUGACAAAUUAGUAUUGCAUUAACUUCAGGUAAACUAAAAAAUAUUUUUACACAUAAAACCGGUUUAACAUUGUUGAUUUUUGAAAUGAAUUUGUGUUUUUAAAAAUUAUCCAAUUACAAUUAUUGAUUGACUGUUAGAUCUAUUGAAAUGAUAUAAUCUUACUGUUAGGUAUAUUUUUAAAAUUAAUCAUACGAGUUGCGGUUUAUGGCCGUUCAAAGGUGAUUGAUUUAGAAUGUGGUGUGAUAUAAUGGAGAAUAGUUUGUUUAUUUUGAGAUGAGCUGAAGAUUUUAUUAUAAGAAAUUUGAUAUUAUAUUUCAAUGUUUUGAUUACAAAUUUAGCUCCCAAAUCACAAAUCAUUUAAAUAUAAGCUGCUGCACCAACAAAUGUUAAUAAUUUCACUAUUGCACCUGCAUCAUGAAAUUUGGUCAAAUCUAUAUUUACCCAGUUAGCAUUGUUUUUGGAAAGAUACUCCUUUAGUUAAAAAAAUAUGCUAUUGGACUCGGCCUGUUUGAAUUUUAAGCAACCAACAUAAAAGUUAAGGCUUCUUUAGCAUUUGGCAGGGCAUCACUUUCACCAGUACCUCUUACAUAAAUGACAUAACCUUAUAGUCGGGAGCCAAUAUAAUGUACGUCUACAUAAAUAUACAUCUCAUCCUUUAAGAGACGACAGACCAGAGUUUAUUUUUGAUUAUUUUCAUUUCAUCGACCUUUAUAGAAAAAGCACUUAAUGCUUCAAACGUUAUUCCAGGUUCUCCGUUUAUUGAUAAAUACUAUUUAACUAGGCUGGGCAUUAACAAAUUAAACAUUAAAAAUUAAAUUAAUAGUACAUGUAUCAUUAUUAAAUCUACAUGAUGAGUACCUAUGAAUGCAUUUUAAUACUAUGUUCUUUAACAGUGGUUUUAAUUACAUUAAUUGAACAAGUUUACAUUUUACGAAAUUAUUAUUGUAAAACAAUACAACGCAAGGCUUAAAAUGAAUGAAAUAACGUUGGCGGGUAAAAAUAUUUUGAAAAUCGAUAAUGCACAACAGCAAUGAUACAAACACAUGGUAUUACAUUUCGAAAAAGAAAACAGUUGAUAACAUAAAACUAUUGUAUUUAGUCCCUUAUCAAUUAUAUGACUACUAGCAAUAUCCGCGGGCCUACCGGUAUCCGGCUGUUGUCCGAUCCGAAAAGGUUGGGCAUUAACAAAUUAAACAUUAAAAAUUGAAUUAAUGGUACAUGUAUCAUUAUUAAAUCUGCAUGUUGAUUACCUAUGAAUGCAUUUUAAUACUAUGUUCUUUAACAGUGGUUUUAAUUACUUUAAUUGAACAAGUUUACAUUUUACCAAAUUAUUAUUGUAAAACAAUACAACGCAAGGCUUAAAAUGAAUAAAAUUUUGUACUUCAAUGUCUUUUUAAAUAUACAUUUAAACAAAAAAUGAAAACCAGAAAAACUCCGUGAACCGUGGUUAACAUUUAUGAUGUGUUUUCUACAAUCUAUAAACGUACCAAAUUAAGUGUCGUAUCGCACACUACUUUACGUAAGAGAAAAAGUAAAUUCCAAUGCGAAUUAACUCGUGGGCCAUGGUAAUUAAAGAACCAAAGAGAUCUAUAGAUCUAUUCUAAUGGAAAUUAUAACGAACAAUUUCAUGGCGAAAUAAAAAUUAAAAAUUAUUUCAUCCAUGAUUUCACUCAUCUAUCGCUAUUCUUCUCACUCAAUAUUCAUCACGAACACCAUGACGGGAGAUGAGGAAAGAGCAGUCCAUUUAUUAAUGUCUAUGAUAGCCGUGGACUGUAUCAACACCAACUCCGAAAAACGAAACAAUCCACCACAUCAUAAAACUUGUUUUUAGUGUCCUUGCCAAAAUUAUACAACUUAAAAACUCCCGGGGUGGAAAUAAAGGAGGGGGUAUGGGAUAAAUUACUUCAGCAGGUCACAAUAUUUUAAAAGUCGACAAGGCAAAACAGCAGUAAUACAAACGCAUGGUAUUACAUUUCAAAAAAAAAACCGUUAAUAACAUAAAAAUAUUGUGUUUAGUCCCUUAUCAAUUAUAUGACUACUAGCAAUAUCCGCGGGCCUACCGGUAUCCGGCUAUCGUCCAGUCGAUGAGACGAUGACUGGUAUAUGUUAGUAACGGUUCGUCGGUUAAAACAGUGUAAAGUGUUAAUACGUUCAUCUAUAUAAUUUCAUCAAUCCCUCCAUGACAUGUGAAUUUUAGUACACUACUACUGCUGCAGUGUACGUUUUACGUUUGUCUAUUGUUUGACUAACUUGUCUGUGUGAAUUUGCUAAUAUAUCAUCUUCAACGACUUCUACUUCUGUUAUAACACUCGCCAUGGAUUCCGAAAUUACAAAUAAUGGCGGUGAUGUUGGAAAACUGUCAAAGGACGAACUCAAAGUGUACGAUCGGCAAAUACGUCUAUGGGGCCACGAUGGACAGAAGAAGUAUUAUUUAAAAUAAUAACAUUGAAAACUUAUUAACCCGUGUUUUAAUAUUAGGUUGAGUUCAUGGAAUGUUCUUCUAAUCGGAAUGCAAGGUUUAGGUGCGGAAAUUGCUAAAAAUUUGAUAUUGAGUGGGAUACAUUCUAUAACUCUAAAGGAUGAUACAAAUAUUUCAAUUUUAGACCGCUGUUCGCAAUUUCUCAUCCCUCCAGACAGCGAGGAGCGUAAUGUAAGUACUUAUUUGCAAAAUUGAACUUGCAGUACCGUUGUACCGAUUAUAAUUAAUAGGUUCAUUGUGUAUUGUCCAAUUGGAAAUAGUCUAGUGUACCUGUGUACAUAAAAACUUGUAUUAAAAAUAAUAAUAAUAAUAAUAAUAUAAUAAUAUUUGACAAUUGUUUACCAAAUUAUUUAUUAACAUAAACACAUUUCCUAAAUAGGAGGAUGCAUGUUGUUUUUAGCAUUUAUAUUAAUAUUAAUACUUAAUUGACAUGUCAUCAUGAAACAAUUUAUUUAAUAUUAACUAUUAAUUUUGAUUAGGUAUUUAAAAGUUAUAACUAAUUUAAAGAAUGGUGAGACCAACUAUGUAGGUAAAACUAACAUUGGAUUAGCACAAUUAGCAACUAUUAUUUUAAUUUUUCUGUAAUAUUUUCUACUUUUGUAGAUAUGACAUUCCGUAAUUUAUAUCCAGCUUAUCUUAUAUAAAUUUAUAAUACUUCUAAGUAUUUGUCGUUUAUCAGUAGAUCACAUUUUACUAUCGGACCACACCUAAUAGGCCUCUACCAAAAUACAAUUUCUGUCACACAAAAUUGCCAGUAAUAAGUACAAUAUUUAUUUGUAUAUAGCCAUGAUAUAAUAAUUAUAAUAUUUUUUUAAUUAUAGCGAGCCAAAGCAAGUUUGGCGAAUGCUCAAAAAUUAAAUCCCAAUGUGACGGUAACCGCCGAUAUCAAAUCCAUUGAAGAGGAAGAUGAAGAUUUUGUCUCAAAAUUUGAUGUUGUUAUUGCCACUGAGUGUUUUCCUGCAAUUUAUAGGAAAAUCAAUGAGAAUUGCAGAAAACAUAAAGUAAAAUUGUUUAUAGCUGAUGUAUUUGGUUUUUUUGGCUAUUUUGUCCAGGACGUGUAAGUAAAUAUGUGGUUUGUUUAAAAAAUGUAAAACUAAUAAUUUUUUUGUUUUAGCACUUUUGAACACAAUUUGUAUCAUGAGAUUUUUCCAAACUAUGAUCAACGUAGUAAUGUUUCAGAAAACCGCCCAUUACCAUAUUAUUUAACAUCGGGUAUGUAUCAUUGAUUUUGUACAAGGAAAAGAUAAGGUAAGAGUACUAUUGAUUUUUCAAAUUGUUUAGCCUUAUUGAGAUUUCAAUGCGAAUCAAAUCGAAAGCCUGUCCCAGACAACUGCGAGAAGGACAUUGCAGAGCUUAAGUCUAUAAUUUCAUCUUUUGAACAUAUAACCAAUAUAGAGACAUACGAUGAGUAUUUGGGGUAAUUAUUAUUAUAAAUUAAUCUUUAAAUUUAACAUUUAUAUUAAUAAUAAUAUGUUUAUUUCAGUGAACUGUUUUGCGAAAUGAGUCCAACGACUUCUAUUAUCGGUGCAGCGGUAGCUCAGGCAGCAAUGAAUACUAUUAUGGACAGGACGAUUGACAAUUUCAAUGUGUUCUUUUAUGACCAUGUGGAACACAGAGGACAAUAUUUUAAGUUGUAAAACAUAAUGAGAUGAAAUCUGG